GCCAAGGAGGGAGUGAGGCUUCCAUUACACCAUGUGUUGAUUGCCACGAACCAUCAGAUGAAUUCCCAACACCUGCAUGGCUCCGGUAAACAUGACCCAAGUCACUGAGUUCAUCCUCAUAGGGGUCUCCAAUCGUCCCGAGCUGCAAGUUCCCCUCUUCCUCACCUUCCUGGUCAUCUAUGGGCUGACCACGGCAGGGAACCUGGGCAUCAUCACCCUCACCAGCGUGGACUCCCGGCUGCAAACCCCCAUGUACUUCUUCCUCCGGCACCUGGCUGUCAUCAACUUUGGCAACUCCACCGUCAUCGCCCCUAAAAUGCUGAGCAACUUCUUGGCAAGUAAGAAAACCAUCUCGUACUAUGCGUGCGCCACCCAGCUGGCAGGAUUCCUACUGUUCAUCGUGGCUGAGAUCUUCAUGCUGGCCGUGAUGGCCUAUGACCGCUACGUGGCCAUCUGCAACCCCCUGCUCUACCUGGCGGUGGUGUCGCGGCGGGUCUGCCUGCUGCUGGUGUCCCUCACCUACCUCUAUGGCCUUUUCACAGCUGUUCUGGUUUCAUCUUGUGUGUUCUCUGUGUCUUAUUGCUCUUUCAAUGUCAUCAACCACUUCUACUGUGAUAAUGUCCCUUUGCUAGCAUUGUCCUGCUCUGAUACUUACUUUCCAGAGACUGUGGUCUUCGUAUCUGCAGCAACAAAUUUGUUUUUCUCCAUAACUAUAGUGCUGCUGUCCUACUUCAACAUCGUUCUGUCUAUUCUAAGGAUCCGGUCAUCAGAAGGGCGGAAGAAAGCCUUUUCCACAUGUGGGUCCCAUAUGAUGGCUGUCACCGUUUUCUAUGGGACGCUGCUCUUCAUGUAUCUACAGCCCAGGACGAACCACUCCUUGGACACUGAUAAACUGGCUUCUGUGUUUUAUACCCUGGUGAUCCCCAUGCUGAACCCCAUGAUCUACAGCCUGCGGAACAAGGACGUGAAGGCUGCCUUCCAGAGCUGCGUGACCAACCUACGCGGAUCCUGGAAGGGCGUGUAA
Molecule: messenger RNA, 1024 nt
Organism: Octodon degus (degu)
Lineage: Eukaryota; Metazoa; Chordata; Mammalia; Rodentia; Octodontidae
Product: olfactory receptor 8J1-like
Exons: 2
Coding region: 77-1024 (315 amino acids)
Biological process (GO): sensory perception of smell; G protein-coupled receptor signaling pathway
Cellular component (GO): membrane
Molecular function (GO): odorant binding; G protein-coupled receptor activity; olfactory receptor activity
Source: RefSeq, a predicted model, not a curated record